Molecule: messenger RNA, 4011 nt
Organism: Eleginops maclovinus (Patagonian blennie)
Lineage: Eukaryota; Metazoa; Chordata; Actinopteri; Perciformes; Eleginopidae
Gene: eif4g2b
Product: eukaryotic translation initiation factor 4, gamma 2b
Exons: 19
Coding region: 684-2801 (705 amino acids)
Cellular component (GO): eukaryotic translation initiation factor 4F complex
Molecular function (GO): mRNA binding; translation initiation factor activity; protein binding
Source: RefSeq, a predicted model, not a curated record
CAUAAGGCAGCCAGCUUCACUCUUACAAGCCUAGCUAACGAAAACAAGCCAGGCAGCAGCAAGUAGCGGAUUGAUGUGUGUUUCUGUCAUCUUUCUGCUUUUAUUUUGCUAUCCUGACAGCCGUCGUACACCCCGUUUGCCCUCAACAACUGUCGUAUUUCUUCUUUAGUCGUCAUACAACAAUAUAAAACUGAAGUUGCUUAAGUAAAGCACCAUUUUCCCCAUCCCCUCCUAUUAUUCUUAUUCUUUUGCGUAUUCUUCAUUGUCAAGCCGCCAAAGUGGAGAGUGUGAUUGCAGAAGGGGGUGCUUCUCGUUUCAGCGAGUUCCUGGGGAAAACCCCAGGGCAAAGCGCUCAGAGAUGGGUUCCUUCACGAAGCACUAGACGAGAUGUCAACUCCAGCAACGAAAAAGAGCGACACGAUGCAAUCUUCAGGAAAGUGAGGGGCAUACUCAACAAACUCACGCCUGAGAAGUUUGACAAGCUAUGCCUUGAGCUCCUGAAUGUGGGCGUAGACUCAAAACUCGUCCUUAAAGGAAUCAUCUUGCUGACCUUCAGACGACUGCUAAUUUCCAAACUUCAAGAUGAAUUUGAAAACCGCACCAGAAAUGUUGAAAUCUAUGACAAACAUGACAACCCUCUUACUUCUGAGGAGGAGGAGCAGCGUUCCAUUGCCAAGAGCAAGAUGCUUGGCAACAUCAAAUUCAUCGGGGAACUUGGCAAACUCGACCUCAUCCACGAAUCUAUCCUUCAUAAGUGCAUCAAAACACUGCUGGAAAAGAAGAAGAGAGUCCAGCUCAAGGAUAUGGGGGAGGAUCUGGAGUGCCUCUGUCAGAUAAUGAGAACAGUGGGGCCGAGACUCGACCACGACAAAGCAAAGUCUUUAAUGGAUCAGUAUUUUGGCCGUAUGCGAUCCUUAAUGAACAACAAGGAGUUGCCCGCAAGGAUCCGCUUCCUGCUCCAAGACACGGUGGAACUGCGAGAAAACAACUGGAUCCCCCGCAAGGCUUUCAUCGACAACGGACCAAAGACGAUUCACCAGAUCCGUCAGGAGGCAGUGAAGGAUUUGGGUGUUUUCAUCCCAGCACCCAUGUCUCAGGGGAUGAGGAUGGACUUCUUCCUGGAAAGCCCCUUCAUGCCCAACAGAAUGAAACUGGACAGGGAGACUCUCGGGGGAUUGGCCGAUAUGUUUGGGCAGAUGCCAGGCAGUGGGAUUGGAACUGGCCCUGGGGUUAUUCAGGAUCGGUACUCGCCCACCAUGGGACGCCAUCGCACCAACCCGCUCUUCAACGGCCACAGUGGCCACAUUGCCCCCCCGCCACAGUCGCAGUUCGACGUGGGGCAGAAGUCUUUCGUUAAAUCCAACCAGGUUCAGAACCAGCAUUUCCUCAACCAAAACCAGAACCACCUGGCCCAGCAGCAGGUCCAGUCCAAGGACAUGCCUCCACGAUUCAGCAAGAAAGGACAGCUCAAUGCAGAUGAGGUGUCUCAGAUCAGCCUAAGGCCUGCUCAGUCAUUCCUCCUCAACAAGAACCAGGCGCCCAAGCUCCAGCCGCAGAUCCCCACCAUGAUGCCUCCCAGCGCCCAGCCACCCCGCACUCAAACCCCCCCUCUUGGACAGCCUCCACAGCUUGGCCUGAAGACCAACCCUCCUCCCAUCCAAGAGAAACCUCAGAAGAUCAACAAGAAACCCCCGCCUGCCAAGGAGGAACUGCUGAAAAUGACGGAGACGAUGGUGACGGAGUACCUGAACAGCAAGAACCUGACGGAGGCGGUGAGCGGCGCCAAAGAGAUGAAGGCUCCGAAGCACUUCCUGCCGGAGAUGCUGAGUAAGAUCAUCGUGUGCUCCCUGGACCGUCCCGCUGAGGACAAGGAGCACGCCAGCACUCUGAUCCACACGCUGCGCACCGAGGGCCUCGUCACCGGCGAGAACUUCAUGCAGGCCUUCCUCAACGUCCUGGACCAGUGCCCUAAGAUCGAGCAGGACGUGCCCCUGGUGAAGUCCUACCUGGCCCAGUUUGCGGCCCGGGCCGUCAUCGCGGAGCUGGUGAGCGUGGCGGAGCUGGCCCACCCGCUGGAGAACGGCACGCACUUCCCCCUCUUCCUGCUCUGCCUGCAGCAGACGGCCAAGCUGAAGGACCGAGAGUGGCUCACCGACAUCUUCCAGCAGAGCAAGGUCAACAUGCAGAAGAUGCUCCCAGAAAUCGAUCAGAACAAGGAUCGCAUGCUGGAGAUCCUGGAGGGGAAGGGCCUGAGCUUCUUGUUCCCGCUGCUGAAGCUGGAGAAGGAGCUGCUGAAGCAGAUCAAGGCAGACCCCUCCCCGCAGUCCAUCUACAAGUGGAUCAAAGACAACAUCUCGCCCAAGCUCCACACCGACAAAGGCUUUGUGAACAUCCUCAUGACCAGUUUCCUGCAGUACAUCUCCCAGGAGCUGUGCAUGGCGGAGGGCGAUGAGCAGCUGGCGGCGCCGUCCAAAGAGCAGCUGGACCAGGAGAAGCAGCUGCUGCUGGCCUUCAAGCCCGUCAUGCAGAAGUUCCUGCACGACCACACCGAGCUGCAGGUCAGCGCCCUCUACGCCCUGCAGGUGCACUGCAACUCCAGCGCCUUCCCCAAAGGCAUGCUGCUGCGCUACUUUGUCAACUUUUACGACAUGGAGAUCAUCGAAGAAGAAGCCUUCCUUGCAUGGAAAGAAGACAUAAGUCAAGAAUUCCCUGGAAAAGGAAAGUCCUUAUUCCAGGUCAACCAGUGGCUCACCUGGCUGGAGACAGCGGAGGAGGAGGAGUCCGAGGACGAAGCAGACUGACGAUGCCGAGCAAGAAUAAGCAUCAUGGUGUAGAAGACCGGCCUGAUCUCAUUAGUACACUCGCCUUUCCUUUUUAUUUAACUCCAUUCUCGAUGUAACCACUACCACGUGGCACUUAGCGGCUUCAGUCUUGCGAAAAUAUAUGAAACGGAAAGCUUGUACCUGUCGGGCCGCGCCUGUGAACACCUGAGGAGCAUCAUGUGUCGCCCAACGUGUGGAUCUGGAUCUGCGUCCUGAUCGGCUACAAGAAGCCGCUCAACCGUGUGUGUGUUUUUCUUUGAGUUAUAGCUCCUACUUUUCACUGUUUUGCAUGUUUUUCAUCUAAAUUUAAUCUGUAAUGAACCCCCCCCCACCCCCCCCCCGUAGGAAACCCACGUAGGAUUUCCAACUAAAUAAAUUAAAUCAGUUGCUAUUAACACCAUGCAGGCUGCAGAUAUAGUGAGGAUUAAAGACUUUUCGGGACGUGUGAUGGAUGGCACGGGGGCCUACUGAAGCAAUAGUAGUUUAAUCUGGAAAAAGGUUUAAAAAUCUGAAUUGAGGUGCGUUAGUUAGUCGAGCUACGCUUACUAAAAAGCUGCUUUCCUUUAUAAAUAAAAGUGCUCUUCAUAGCGGCUUAAGAUGAGCAUCGUUCCCCCCCCACCCCCCUUUGAGGGGUUGCUACUCCUCCUCAUGUUACAUUACUUUAGAGGAAAAGUUGUAGUCGGUGUGCCGCCGUAACGUCUCAAAGUUGCCUGUGUUUCUACCUCUUAGUUAGAUGGGCUCUUGUUUUGAUUUUGUGCUGGGAUAACGGCAUCGAAGAAGAAGCUGUUGCCCGUGCACACGGUCAGGUGUUUGAUUAGUUCCUGGCCUGAUUGCACAAUGGAUUCAUUUAAAAAAAAACAAAAAGCUCUUUCUGUGAAGCUUCACAUGGUUUACACGUAUGAAUAUUUAAAGUUUGUUUGUAAUUUGACUUUUGUUCUUGGCUUUCAGAUUAUUGGAGUAACGGUGUGGCCUCUUAUCUAAACGGUUAUAGAUAAUUAACCCCCCCCCCCCCCCACCUUCACUGAAAUAUCAGUUAUAUUAGUAAGAAACAUUGACUUUCACCCAAGCAUUACAAGCCAUGUCUAUGUGUGAGGCAAUGAAUUUGGAUCAUAUUGCAAGGUAUUCAACAUUAUUGUGCACUUCUGUCGCUAUAAUGUCAAUAAAGUUCAAUACAUGAGCACCAAAAGCA